UGAAGCCUACCGCCGUCCUGAGGACAGUUCAUCCAAACCAGCUAAAAGGGACGAGGGGAGCAUAGUUGUGUGGGAAGACACGGCGGAGCUCGUGGCGCGCGGCGCGCAGAAGUUUAGAUCCAAGCUCGCGCUCUGCGCUCGCGCUGUUCGGCGGUAAAGAAGCGCGGGGACCCUCUCCGGAAUGAUGACGCUGUGGUUUCUCCUCACGCAUCUUCUCUUCGUCGUGUGCCAACUUCCCGACGCAACGCACGCUCAGACAGCGCUUCCUCCAGAGUGCAUGUCUGGUGGCCACUGGGUUCUGCAGAACCCCCACCGCAGCACCACCUUCAGCUCCAGCAGCCUGCAGCAGGACUUCGUCUGUGACAACUCCCUCACUCCAGGCUGGUACCAGUUUCAGAUGUUUGACAAGCGGGCCAGUAUGCCCACACAGUGUGUGGAGGUAAACCACUGUGGGACCCAGGCUCCGGUGUGGCUGUCCCUGCGUGACGGUGAGACCCUUCCGGGACCGCUGGAGGUAAGGCAGCUGACAGCCUGCGCUGCCUGGCAGGUCUUUCAGAGCAGCGGCCAAGACUGCUGCAUGUUCCGCAUCCCGGUCACCGUCCGCAACUGUGGAGAUUUCUAUGUUUACCUGCUGCAGCCCACACAGGGAUGCAUGGGCUACUGCGCACAAGAGAUGACGGAAACUUUACCCACGGUCUCUCCCCGCUGUGGUCCUGACCAGGUGAACGUCGGCGGCGUAUGUAAAACUAAGCAGCCUCCCGCUCCAUCCGUGCCUGUGAUUGUCCCAGAAGCGAAAGGCAACACAGUCCACCUGAAGUGCAGCUUUGACAGCAGCUUCAACGGCUCCCUGGGCUACGUGGUAGCUUGGUCGCGCCUCUCCCCUGGAGGUGCAAAGGAGGAGCUCAGAAAGGAGACCACCAUUCACACCUCCGUCUUUAUUGAACUGGAUGGCUUCAACCUGCGGUUGGGGGACAAGAUUUACUGCUCCAGCUCCAGUUUCUGGUUGGAAUCACCAGAUAUUUGGGGCAAUCCAGUGGAAAGUCAGGAGUUUUUCGCUGGGAUAAGGUUGAAACCAGAAGUGAGUCGUGUGUCCGAGGAUGGGAGGUGGUACGAGCUUCUGGUUGAGAGCACGGUUCCUCUCCCAUGUGCGGACGGCUCUUUCUCUUUUACGGAAAAGUGUAUUUUGUCUCUGCAGCUCAGCACCAGCAGUCAAGAUGAGGACUUGUUGGGUGCAGAUUUGUCUCUGUCAUCAUGUAAAGUGGAUCUGUCCCAGGGCCCCUGCAGCGACGGGGUCUGUAGCCGGGAUCUGAUUCACUUCAGCCCCAACGCAGACUUUGUCAAAGAGGGCGAAAGAACCAGUCACAUCUCAGUAAAACCCAUCGUCACACAGAGUUUUCUCUGGAAUGGGUAUUCACCAGAACAGGUUCAGAUUACUGUGAAUGAUGUUCUCCCAGCAUAUUGUUACUCCUUCACAGACCCUCACAUUAUCACUUUUGAUGGCAGGUUCUACGAGAACAAUCAAAUAGGCACCUUUGUUCUCUACAAGAGCAACGAUUGGCCCUUUGAGGUCCAUGUUCGUCAGUGGGAAUGUGGCAGCGUGGUGCACGCCGCCUCCUGCGUGUGCGGCUUUGUGGCGAGGGACGGCGGUGCGGUUAUCGCGUUUGACAUGUGCAACGGUGAGAUGGGCGAAACGAAACCUCGUCUGUCUGUGAAGCGCAGACACACGGGUCAUAACGGCGUCCGGAUCAGUGAGUCCUACCAAGGCCGCAAAGUCACUAUCACAUUCUCGUCGGGAGCGUUUGUUCGGGCCGAUGUCUCCGAUUGGGGAAUGAGUCUGACUCUGAGGGUUCCCGGUUCAGCCCAGAAUCACACGCAGGGUCUGUGUGGGACAUAUGAUGGAAACCCGGACAAUGACUUCCACUCAGCAGGGGGCGCUACACUGGAGCAACUGCACGAUUUUAUAUCGGAGUGGAGACUCCCUGCAGGCAGCAGCUUGUUUGACUCGGUGCUGGCCCACGACCACACACCAGAUAUCCACAGGCACUGUAACUGUCAAGCAGAUCACCUCAGACCAUCUCCCAGAUCUGGAUCCCCUCAGAUCUCCUUUGACUCCACCUGCUCUAAUCAUAGAUUUACCAGUUUCAUCCCCUCUCUGGAUGUUACAGCCAAGUAUAUCAGUUCAGUGGAGAUACAAAAAGAAAAUGAAAGACGACGUCUCACUCUGGGUGACUCUCACAGAGAGUUUCACGCAGACAGAACAUCAUCCUCCACUUAUCACCAAAAGAUUCUGCCGUACACACCCACUUCCCCGCACCAAAGCUUGAGACAGUCUGAUCUGAAGAGCUUCUCAUACUUUUUCCCAGAGGACCAUGAAUCCUCUGUUCAGCCAGAAGCUCCGCUAAGGUGGCCGACUCCCUCUGGUCUGACUCAGCAGCAGGCUCAGGCUCAGUGUGAGCAGACUGUGGAAAACUCGAGCAUCGUUCUGGGCUGCAGGCUCCUGUUAGAACGUUCGAUAAUCAGCCGAGCUGUGGCCAUGUGUGUCGCAGACCUGCAGCUGAAAGACGAGCCGUCAUGGCUGAACGCGACAUUACCGCUGCUGGAGAACGAGUGCGAGAGGAGGCUGGAGGAGGAGCGAAGGAGAUUGGAGAAGCACAGAGACGCCGUGUCCUUCCUGAGGUGUCCGAACCUGUGCAACGGGAACGGCCAGUGCUCCGAGUGGGGGUGUGUCUGCUUUCCUGGGUUCGGUUCAUAUGACUGCAGCGAGCUGACGGACCAGAUUCCAGAGAUCACAGAGUUGAUGAAGGAGGACCUGUGCAACGUCCGUCAAGAAGACUGCUCCACCAUCCGGGUCUUAGGUCAUGGUUUCAAGGACUCCAGCCAGCUCAAGUGUGAGUUUGUUAAAGAAAAGUUUGAAGAUGGGGAGUGGGUCAUGGCUGCUCCUCAGUUUGUUCAGGCCACCUUUCUGAAUGAAGCAGGUCUGGAGUGCCUGCUCCCCCUGGAGGACAACCGGGAUCCUGCAGACGUGGACAUGGAGGGGCUGAGGAACAGAGCUGUUACUCGCUGGCAGAUCAAAGUUUCUAACGAUGGCUACAGCUACAGCAACGCCAAGAUCCUGACUCUGUAUGACGGAGCCUGUCAGAUCUGCAGCAUCGACACAGAAAUCAUCUGUGCCCUCAGGGAGAAGACCUGCAUGAUUGAGGGUUUGUGCUACAGUGAGGGGGAGUCUAGUCCCAGCAGUCCUUGCUUCACGUGUCAUCCGGAUCUGUCCAAACACACAUGGUCCAAAGCUGAGAGGAACGAGCCUCCACUGUUCAAGCCACCUCAGAUUCCUCUCCGCUCCUUCCAGGGGGAGGAUUUCAUCUACCAGCUGCAAGCUCGGGACCCCGAAGGCUCCGUGCUUCUUUUCAGCCUGGUGUCAGGUCCCAAAGGGGCUUCACUCACUUCAGCUGGACUGCUGAUGUGGAAGGCUGCCUCUGAAUCCACAGACCCCCAGGCUUUCCACUUCACUGUGACUGACGCCUGCAGCGCUGAGACAGCCGCCUCUGUCCAGGUUUCUGUGCAGUCCUGCGGAUGUCUUAACGCAGCCUCCUGCAUCACCAAUGUGAACUUCCCUGUUGGACGCGGGGAAUACGUCUGCGUUUGUCCAGAUGGAUUCACGGGACAGAGGUGCGAGGUGGACAUAGACGACUGCAAACCAAACCCCUGCAGACUGGGUCGCUGCAUUGAUGCACCCAACUCUUUUUCCUGCGUCUGCCCUCCUGGAAUGACGGGACGGACAUGUAGAGAAGAUGUAGAUGAGUGCCUCUCCGGGCCGUGCUUCCCUGCAGUGAGCUGCAGCAACACACUGGGCUCCUUCAUCUGUGGGUCCUGUCCACAAGGAUACAGUGGCGAUGGGAAAACCUGCCAAGCGGAGGAAAAUGUCCUGGCCUCUCCGGUGAAGACACCAGUGAGCGGGCCGCAGGUUUCUCAGGGAGCUAAACCAUUGAGCCCUUCGCCGUGCAGCAGAGCGCCGUGUUACCCGGGUGUUCGAUGCUUUGAGACCGUUCAUGUUUCAGCUGGUUUUGCAUGUGGAGCCUGUCCUCCUGGUCUGCAAGGAAACGGACAAACAUGCACAAAAACUGGUCUGGAAACGGUCACCAAUGGAGCAAAUAGUUGGACUCAUAACCCUGAGUCUAAUUCCACCCAUGAAAGGACCCACACCUCUUCAUCUCCUGCCUCAUACAACCAACCACUUGACAGGAAGUGGAGACCAGAGACGAACAGCUCCAGAAGCGCUUCCUUCAAAGACAAACAGCCCACUCCAACUCCUCCAAACGAAGCAGCAGCUGGAGUGUUUGCUCCCACUGUCCAUAGGGGGCAGCACAGCAGGGUGGAGCUGUCCCCCAUGCUCUCUGGGGCGAGACGGAGGCCAGAGAGCUACGCUGUGACCUGUGCUCACUCUACCUGCUUUCCAGGUGUUCCCUGUGAGCCCACACGCUCAGGAUCCUUCAGGUGUGGCCGCUGUCCGUACGGCUACACCGGGGACGGAGUCACAUGUAAAGCUAUUUGCAGAUCUCAGUGUGGGCUGAACAUGGAGUGCUCUCUGCCCAACACCUGCACCUGCAAGGCGGGUUACACCGGAUACAACUGUCACAUAGCCGUGUGCCGACCUGACUGUCGGAACCAGGGGAGGUGCGUGAAACCCAACGUGUGUGAAUGUCCUGCAGGCUACAGCGGGCCUACCUGCAAAGAAGCGAGCUGCGAGCCGCCGUGCCAGCAUGGAGGUACUUGUCUGGCCAGAAACCUUUGUACCUGCGCCUACGGCUACGUGGGGCCCAAAUGUGAAAUCAUGGUUUGUAACAGGCACUGUGAAAACGGCGGCGAGUGUGUUUCCCCAGAUGUCUGCAGAUGUAAACCUGGCUGGAACGGACCGACGUGCAGCUCCGCUCUGUGUGACCCUGUCUGUCUGAACGGAGGAUCAUGUAUGAAGCCCAACAUCUGUGCCUGUCCCAGUGGCUUUUUCGGCUCUCAGUGCCAAAUUGCUGUUUGCAGUCCACCCUGUAAAAACGGAGGUCAGUGUAUAAGAACCAACGUGUGCUCCUGCCCUGAAGGAUACACGGGGAAAAGGUGCCAAAAAAGUGUUUGUGAGCCGAUGUGCAUGAACGGUGGCAAGUGUGUUGGUCCGAACACGUGCUCUUGUGCUUCAGGCUGGAGGGGGAAGAGGUGUGACAUACCUGUUUGUUUGCAAAAAUGUAAAAAUGGCGGCGAGUGUGUCGGACCAAACACGUGUUACUGUCCUGCUGGCUGGGAAGGUCUGCACUGCCAAACACCGAUCUGUAGACGGGCGUGCCUGAACGGGGGGCGGUGCGUCUUGCCCGACCACUGCCACUGUCGGAGAGCCUUCAAAGGCCUCACCUGCGCUGUAAAGGCUUCACGUGCAAGAUAAGACAAGAAGGAGAAUCAUGUCUGCAAAAGACAUAAGAGGAAACUCCAGAUUAUGUUUGUAGGUGUGUGUCUGAGUGCACGACAGAACAACAUGUGCUUACACGUGCACAUCUGAACUCUGACUGAGGAACAUGACUUAUUGCACUUGUGGGUUUUUUUCUCUGCAUUUCGCUACCUCAAGGCUUAAAGUAAAAUCUGUUGAAUUCAUUUAAAGAACUUUACACAGUAUAUAGAUGUAUAUGUGCAGUGUAUAUGUAUACACCCCUGUCAAAAUGUCAGAUUUUUGUAUUAAAAAACAAAACAAAUCCACGAUAAAUGAUUUUAAGCUCUUUUCCAACAUUACGUUUAAUAAGACAUACUGUAUAACCUGUUCAAUCCAACAGAAAAAUACAUUGGUUUGACUAUAAAUGAAAAAAAAUAUAAAAUUGCUGUAUAUUAUUCAAAUAAUAUAUGUGUAGAAACAAUGUUUGAUUGAACUUCCUCAUUCGGUUUGUCUACCUGUAUCCAACACCUAACUUCAUGUUUGCCCACUCUACCUGGCAAAGCUUUCCAAAAUCGAUCAGAUUGUGAGGAAACCGCACCUCUUGCCCUCAGGCCUCUUUUACAUCAUCCAACGGAUUUUCUUUCAUGUUUAACUCUAAACAAAAACAUAAUUUUUCUUCUGCUGAAGCCAUUUGUUGAUGUUUAGAGUCACUGUGAUGCUAAAAAAAAUUUAAUCCCUCUUUAUCCUCAGCUUUCUAAGAAAGCUGUGUUUUGCUACAAAGCUGGCUGGUAUUUUUCGUCCAUCUCGACAGAAAACUGAGUUGUGUUUAAAAAAAAACCAUAUCCUAGGUGUGAUCCAUGUUGAAGCACAUCUGUGGGUGCGGUGUUCUUUUGGCGGUGUUCUGCAGGUUGUGCUGCUGCCAGAUUGGUGUGUUUUUGAGUAAUGGGGAAAAAGUUCCACUUUGGUUCCCUCAGACUGUAAAAACUUGUCCUCUCAGAAUAUCUAAGCUCAGACCGGAUGCUUUAAAAGGGAAACCCUCUGUUUUACAACUCUACUCCUCAGUCCAGACAUACGAUCUGCAGAUUGUUCUCACAUGUAGAAGACAAGCUGUACUGAUUUAAAAUUUCUGCAAAUCCUUCAGUGAUGCUGUCACCCUCUUUGACCAGACAGUCUUGUCUCUUCAUUCGUUUUGCAAAAACUUUGGAAAAUAAUUGCUGAAGGAUGCAAAUUUCAGGAAAAUCCUAAACAUUUGCAGUUUGUAAGUGUUAGCUUAAGGGUGCGUAGACUUAUGCAACCAGGUUAUUUCAUCUCAAAACAGAUUUUUCCAGUUGAAUUAUACAAACAAUUUACGUCAUUGAAGGUGGGGAAAUAAUUUAUCAUGGUCUCAUUCAAAUACAAUUUUAGCUUUAGGAUUCCUUGCCUUGAUGAUAAACUAUAAUCUAAUUUACCUUUUCCCAAACUGAUGCUUAAUUUUUAACAUUUUUCUUGAAUUCAGUUUGAUUUUACAGAAGGCAUAAUUAAUAUGAAGUCACUUAUAUAAAUACGUUGCAAUUAUUUACGUCGACGGCAGAUAUUAUGGAAAUUUGAAAUGCAAGUUUCAUAAAUGUUUUGCUAAUAUAAUGCAGAUCAUAUGCACCAAAUGUACUGCUUCUGUCUGUUGUGUAAAUAAAUGUUUAACACCA
Fundulus heteroclitus (mummichog) is the source of this 7089-nucleotide messenger RNA. RefSeq names its product von Willebrand factor D and EGF domains (gene vwde). Lineage: Eukaryota; Metazoa; Chordata; Actinopteri; Cyprinodontiformes; Fundulidae. The transcript has 31 exons. The record is from RefSeq and is a predicted model, not a curated record. Bases 182 to 5425 code for a protein of 1747 amino acids. Gene Ontology annotation, molecular function: calcium ion binding.